Messenger RNA from Sinocyclocheilus rhinocerous, 1326 nucleotides. RefSeq names its product lymphoid-restricted membrane protein (gene irag3a). The transcript has 12 exons. The coding region runs from base 34 to 1083 and encodes 349 amino acids. The record is from RefSeq and is a predicted model, not a curated record. Lineage: Eukaryota; Metazoa; Chordata; Actinopteri; Cypriniformes; Cyprinidae.
AGAGAGGUGGAGAGCAAGAAAUCAGCAAAUGUCAUGGCUUGUGAAGACCAGCAAGUCCUGACCAACACCCAGACAGAGAACAGCGAGAAUGACUCUGAGGAAGGGUCUAGACACGAGGACCAAACUGCCUUAGAAGAGCCAUCUGUUAUGGUGAGGCUGGGUCCAAACAGUGUUGACAUGACAGAGGAGGAAUUGGAGGCUGCUUUCUCUCAGCUGUCUCUGGCCUUUCGCUGUGACCAGUACACGCUGUGUCAGAGGCUGGAGACAGAGGAACACGCUCGAGACAAUGCUGAGGACAACCUCAAACUGGAAGCGGAAAGAGGCAUGGAAGUGCUUGAGACACUCAAGGGAAUGUGUUUAGAUAUCAAACGUGCCGGGCUUCUCCAGCGUCUUGAGUUGUGUCUUAACAUUAUCAGGGGCACCAUCGGACGAAUCUCCAACACAGCAGAGGUUCUUGGGGCUGUGCAUCAGGAGGCCAAAGUGAACCAUGCAGUGGAACUGAUGGUUGCUCAUGUGGAGAACCUGAAGCGCGGUCAUGAGAGGAAUAGCGUUGAACUGGAGGAGAUGAAGAAACAGAUGGAGAAAAGCAGCAGAGAGCGACAUGUCUGUGAGCAGUGGGUGGGAACUGACGGUAUUGAAAAGCUUGAAAAAGACUCACAGAAGCCUCAGUUACGGCGUAGAAUCAGUACAAACAUCAUUGCAAAGCAAAUCCAGAAGCAAAAAAUAAAGGAGUCAGAAGCUAUAUUAUCUUCAGUGACCAAUGAGAUUUGUGAAAUCACAAAGAAACCAGACCACACAGAUGACUGCCAAAUGAGCAGAGGACACCCAAGUUCACUGCCAGUGUUACCUCAUCAAAAGCUGAGGAGGAAGGCUUCGCUGGAGCGCAGUCAUGCCUUGCUGAAGGAAUCCGAGCGCUACCUCAGAGACUGUGAUAGAUGUGUCAUUAGCUUACAGCGCCCUCUUAUGCAGUGGAUGUAUCGUUGCCGCUGGAUAGUCUUUGUCAUUUACCUCGCUGUUCUUUGCUCAAUCAUUAUAUUAGCCAUAUUAGUGUGGUUGCUGCAAACCCCCGUCUUAUGGAUGUGAAAAUUAUAAUAAAUAUGUACAGAAAUGGAAAUGUGAUGAAUAUGUUAAAAGCACUGUUGAUAGCUUUUAGUUACUAUUUGGUAGAUGUUUUAACUUUGUUUUAGGGCAAACUGUUUCAUGUAUAGUUGUAAAUGGUCUCAGAAUAAAAGUCUUGCACUGGCACUCAUGUCAAUGUAUGCUCUACAUCUGUUUUCUACAAUGUCAAUGUGAAAUAUCUGAAAAUGUGACAAAAUGCACAAGGCA